CGGCCGUGGUGCCGCCCAAGGCGGAAGCGGCUCCCGGACGGAACCGGCUCGCGGGUGCAGCGAUGGCUGCUGGCGUGCCCUGCGCGCUCGUCACCAGCUGCUCCUCCACCUUCUCCGCAGACCGGCUGGUCCAACAUAUCCUUGGAACAGAAGAUCUUAUUGUGGAAGUGACUGCCGACGAUGCUGUGAGAUUUUAUCCCUGGACCAUUGAUAAUAAAUACUAUUCAGCAGAUAUCAAUCUGUGUGUGGUGCCAAACAAGUUUCUCGUCACUGCAGACAUCGCAGAGUCUGUCCAGGCCCUUGUGGUUUACUUUGACAGCACACAAAAAUCUGGUCUUGAUAGUGUUUCGUCAUGGCUUCCCCUGGCAGAAGCAUGGUUACCUGAGGUGAUGAUCUUGGUUUGUGAUAGAGUCUCUGAAAACGGUGUAAACCGACAGAAAGCUCAAGAAUGGUGUAUCAAACAUGGCUUUGAAUUGGUGGAACUUAGUCCCGAAGAGUUGCCUGAGGAGGAUGAUGACUUCCCAGAAUCUACAGGAGUAAAGCGAAUUGUCCAAGCCUUGAAUGCCAAUGUCUGGUCCAAUGUAGUGAUGAAGAAUGAUAGGAACCAAGGCUUUAGCCUUCUCAGCUCAUUGGCUGGAGCAAACCAUAGCCUUGGACCAGUGGAGCCCUGCCACUCGGAGCAGCAGCCCCGUUUGCCGGCGGCAGAUAGGACCGACUCCCUCUUGGAUCACCCAGGUGGCGCGUCUAACACGGGAGACACUCAGGCCGACAGCGUUGUGGAUCCCAUGUUAGACCUGGAUAUUCAAGAACUGGCCAGUCUUACCACAGGCGGAGGAGAUUUGGAGAAUUUUGAAAGACUAUUUUCAAAGUUAAAGGAAAUGAAAGACAAGGCUGCGACGCUUCCUCACGAGCAGAGAAAGUUGCAUGCAGAGAAGGUGGCCAAGGCAUUCUGGAUGGCAAUUGGGGGAGACAGAGAUGAAAUUGAAGGCCUUUCAUCCGAUGAAGAACACUGAAUUGCUCAUGUUAGGGCUUGGCUGACAGGCUGACUCUGAGACCCUUCCCUGCUCAACCCAGUCAUCUUUUGCUGAACAUUCGGUUAUCAUGUUGGCCGCCUGACUUGUUUAUAGGGUCCCCUUAAUUCUACUUUUCAGUAGGGGUUAAGGAGAAAUCUCUUCUCCCUCGGUAUAUUGUAGGAGAGUGUGAAUGACAAUAAGGAGUGAGAAUUUUUCAAAUACACACUUUUUUGUUUAGGAAUGGCAGUCGGAUGAGGCUCUAAGCCCCGUGUGAUUUGCCCACGUUGAAGAGGAAGGUGCACCAGGCCAGCCCCAGUCAGUCUUUUCCGUAGCAUCCCCUGCACUCACACUUGUUACUGCAGAGCCGGAGCUGGGGCCACCUUUCCUGGGUGUUCUGGAUUUUCUCUUUCAAGGAACUUGCUCUGAGGUUUGAUGCUUUUGCCGGGGGAAAGGAAGAAGCUUUAGAUGUGAUUUGUGCUGUUGUAGAGAUGGGGCCAAAGCCACUGGCCCUGACAUUAGUCUCUAGCUUUUUAAAAAAAAAAAAAUGCAUCUGGGCAUUUCAUUUGAAGUUAUAGUAUCUUAGCUCAUGCUAGAAUUGUUGAGAAACCAAUGUGAAUUUUUAGACUAUAGUAAAUGAUGCAAGAGGUUCCUACUCUGGUAGGGGUAAAGUAAAUCCCUCUCUAGCAAGUCACUGGAGAGGGAGAGCACGUGAGAGAGGGAGAGAAACUUAAGGAACUCCCUGUGUGGGCCAUUGCAACAGUAUGAUCGUAUCCUGAGAUUUUAGUGUUAGUAUUACCAUGAAGAAAUUUUUCUUCAUCCCAGAAUUGUCCCCUGCUACUCGAAAUGUCAGAGCUGUGUUGCCACACAUUAUACCCUUAAAACAAGGUGCGAUUCCUCCUUUCUCUCUCAAAGCCGGAGAUCACUGCCAACAUAGUAACACUAAGGAGCGGGCUUGGUGGGAGAAGAUGUGAGAUGUUGGGCAGUGAAUCCCUGAGUCCCUUGUGUCACCUCCAGGAGGCGUGGGUCAGCCCCAGGGAAACCGAUCGCCAAAGGGGAGGUUUCCACAGCAAGAGUAGCAAGUACAGCAAAUCAAAGGCGUCUUCCUGUUCUGGCGACACUUGGAAACGCACAACCUUAGCCUUCACUGUGGUGCUCACUGCCCUGGCUCUGAACCGGCUCCGGGCACGCGGGCCGAUAACUGCUCCCGGCCUAGUGUGGACUGUCAGCCCCUGAGGUCACCAGCAGAAACCAGCUUCAGACCCCUCCGUGCAGCACCUUCUAAGCUCUGCAGAGCCUGAGACAGAUGGCAGGAGGGACCAAAUGCUGCAGGUCCCGGGCCAGGGAGACCGCAGGAGGGAAGGGUUCGGUGAUCGGAACAUUCAGGAAGAGCCAUUCCAGGGCACAUUGGAGGCUCUUGCUUGAUGAGUUUUUUCCUUCUCCACCCCCCCCACCCCCCCCAGUAUUCUGAAAGUCUUUGAGACUGUAGUUUACCACCAUGCCAUCAGUGUUUCUUUGAGGUAACUGCAUUAGCCAUUGGUUGGGAAUGUAAGGGAUGCUGGCACUGGGGUCACAAAAUGAAAUGUGGCAUAUGGUUUUCUUAAAACCUGAAAGUUUUCAGAAAAUAUAUUAGGUACAUGGUUAGAGAAAACAGACUAGAAAAAGCUGUGAACUUGAUUUUGUGGAUUAAAUAAGGCCAGGUGAUUAAAAUGUGAUUUAUUUAUAAA
This is a messenger RNA of Camelus dromedarius (Arabian camel), 2737 nucleotides long. It is a transcript of the gene AAGAB, whose product is annotated as alpha and gamma adaptin binding protein. The coding region runs from base 63 to 1013 and encodes 316 amino acids. The transcript is spliced from 10 exons. The record is from RefSeq and is a predicted model, not a curated record. NCBI's taxonomy places the organism in Eukaryota, Metazoa, Chordata, Mammalia, Artiodactyla, Camelidae.